GUCUUAAAUUUAAACAAGUGUUCGUUUUUAUUACCGUUUGAUUGUAAGUAUGCAAUAAAAAGUAUAAGCAUCAAAAUUUCUUACGAAAUGAUGCCGCAUUGGUUGACGGUUACAUUACGUUGCUGGAUUGCAUUUAUUGCAUUUACUAACUUUGGUGCUGCUUUCCGGUCUUUUACUAAUGAUAAUUUUCUGCAUUCAAAAUUUUUUGGAAAUGAAGUCAAAGAGUCAUCUUUACAACAACUGCAAGAUAGAUCUGUUCUUGGCAGAGUAUAUGGAUUUUGGUCUUUGAUUAAUGGCAUCAUUUUGUUGAAUUCUUUCUUUUUUAUCGAAGAAAAAAAGAUUCUAUGGCUCGCAGUCUGUGUAAUUGUUCUUUACCUUAGCUUUUUUGCUAUAGAAGGAGGUUUGUACAAGACUGUUUUGAUUCAUGGACCAACAAUUUAUCCUUGUGUGUUAAGUGGUUUAACAUUAUUUUGGCUCCUUGCGGGCUUGAAAUGUUUGUACACACCCAAAAAGGACGAAUGCGAUGAGAAUGAAAUAUUGCGAAAACAAUUUCCUUUCAAAAAUACUUCAAAGAAAAUAAGAUAAGUUAUGCAUAUUUCAAUCUUGUUAUAAAAAAAAAAAAAAUACUGUGGUGUGUUGGUGUAAACUGAAAACAAAAUAAUUAUGUUUGAAGACUUUUAAGCUCAGUCUAAAAAAUUAGUAAUUUUAAGAAUGUACUUUGAGAAGAAGACUGCUUUACCUCUUUUGAAAUAUUCCUUGAUGUUUUUUGACAUCAUAAGUUUAUUAUUUAUAAUGUUGCCAUGCUUUUUAGGAAAGUUCGGAUUUUUCUUCCUCUUCAGUUAAUUCCAACUCUAGAUCUCACUAGAAAUUUCACA
Molecule: messenger RNA, 875 nt
Organism: Uloborus diversus
Lineage: Eukaryota; Metazoa; Arthropoda; Arachnida; Araneae; Uloboridae
Exons: 4
Coding region: 88-585 (165 amino acids)
Cellular component (GO): endoplasmic reticulum; membrane
Molecular function (GO): protein-macromolecule adaptor activity
Source: RefSeq, a predicted model, not a curated record